CGAGCUUCGACUCUUUACCAUAGAAGAUGCCCUUUAGCGACCUUGAACUUCGACAGUUGGCCGAGAGAUACCGCAUAACGUUCUUUCCAGAGCAGCCUUCAUCUCGUUGGCCUGCUGCGCAUCGACAGACAUUUCAAAACAUUCAAAAGCUCGGCGUACAACUAUUCGACAAUUUCUGUUCCGUUCCCGAUGUUCACUCGGGCGAUCAACCUUGGAAAGGCCAACUAAAACGACGCGCGGAAUGGCUGGUAGAGAAUGCUGCUCGAUUGUUCAAGCAGAAACGCAAUGAAGCAGACUGGAGGCUGCAUAUUGAGGCUACCGUCUUCCAAAGACUGGCUGUAGAAAUUGCGUGCCCAGAAUGUCGGGCUAGAAUUUGGCGCUCGGAGAUUGAAGUUUCCUUUGAUCAACAUGACGGGAUAACAGAAGACCUUGCGCAGCAAAGGAAGAAUCGUGCGGUGUGCCAAUGCCCUGCAGUCGAUCGCAUUCACGACUUCUACGAGAUGGGCAUAAGUCCUCUCUUCGACGACCGAAUCCAGAGAGAGAUCCAAGAUGAUUCGACCUAUCCAGCACCUCCUAACGUAUACACGCCCAAACAACAACCAGACAGGAUUUAUGGGUUGCGACAAACCAAAAACUUCAAGCAGUUGCUUUCACAGCCAGUGACAGCAGACCCUACAUACAGCCCGGCUACUACAUUAGGGGAUACGAUCAGAGUUAGCCCAUUCAAAAAGGAAAAUGAUCCUUUGAUCUUCCCAUUUCUCAUCCUUGAAGCCAAGUCCGAAGACAGCAAGGCCGGGUUUGACGCCAUCCAAACUCAAACCGCAUUUCCCAUAUUCGCGCUGCUGAAUCUUCAACAUAAAUUGCGAAAAAGGGUCAAGGCUUCUAGAACCAAUCUAAGCCCAUUUGUCUGGUUUCUUGCGAAUAGAGGAGACUCCUGGCGGGUGUACGGCUGCUAUAUUACCGACAGUAACCCCAUCGAAUACCAUAUCGUUCACAUGUGGGCCGGAUCAGUAGUCUCUUACAAUAACGCCCUUCAGCUCCUCCUGAUCAUCGACUACAUUUUCGACUGGGCAAGGGACCUGUACCGUCCCUCAAUACUGAGACAGCUGAAAUCUAUAGCCACAGAUAAAGACUACGACGCAGUGAGCCUGACCAGAGAAACCAACAUUUUCUCCUCGUACAGUCGGAUCUCGGACUGGGUUCCGGGUGCGCCAACCCAUGUCGAUGGAUUUGAUCACGAGUUGGACAAGCUACGUCAAGCUCCAACUAUGGACUAUCAAAACCUUUCUGCUCUGGAUUCUUCUCAAUCGAAACUCGUGCUACGCCGUUCUGCGCUUGUAAUACGCACUCGGGUUGUCGGAUUGUGGCUCUCUACGCAAAACAUCGGAGCCUUUCUCGAGUAUGCGAGGAAAGAUUCAGAAGACGAUAGUUCAGUGAGUGCUGCGGCAGAAAUACUGAGAUUUAUAUCGGCCAACAUUUCAGAGACUGUGUUCUUCAACGCGGACGAUCUCAGAGGCUGGGAGCAAUGGUGGUCCGAUGACGAAACAACAACUGGUCCGAAUGAAAAGCUUCUUGUAAUAACCUCAUUCGCGACCUUCAUCAACAAAUCUUGGGACAUUGUGCACGAGUCGACUUACCUAGCUGUGUCGAGAGAUGUCCUGCUCAUUUUGAACACGCAUGCCAACGUUCUCUUGAACGCAGAAGAAAUGCAAGCAAUCGACUGGGCCCAUAGGUCAUGGAGCAUUGGGGACAUCCACGACGCUAGUCUUUGCCUAGGCACGUUUUCACCAGAACAGUUGCUCAUGGCGGCUAUCUCGUGUACGUGCUUUUCGCCAUUCUCUAGAAUCGAACAAGAGCAAAGGUGCGCAGCCAAUUCAUCUGCUGCUGGAGCAUUCGAUGCCGGAAACCUUAGGCGUUCGCUAUUGCGAAACCUGGUCCAGAAGUACCACAAACUACGGCCGCCAAGACAAGCUCCACCAAACCUUGAUCCGACAAUACGGCCGAUGAAUCCCGGUGUAACAUACGUCGACCCAGAACAGCGAGAUUCUAACGAAUCAUUCAUUCGCGUCUUCGAGACAAUAGACGAUAGCACUGAGAUCGAUGGAGCCCACGUCCCCCAAGAGUGCGAGAUGUGCAACCAAUCCGAACGCCAAAAAGAGCGCAAAGAGAAGGGCGAAGAAUUUGUUCCAUGGGCAAACCCAUGGGCAGAUCAGGUCGAACUCUCUGAUCGAGGCAUGGUCCUGGUAGAGUCUCUCAGUCUCAAAAACCAGCUGAUUGAGAGACAAGAUAGUUGUGUAUAUACACUCACAGACAGCGAAGAAUUUGAGGAUCCAGAGGCACUCGCAUUGAUUGUGAAAGACCUGCGGCAAUCCGGAAAGGUGUAUCACACGUUCCUUCAUGCGCAUUAGAAUCGUCUCUUUUGUCCUUAUUCAGAGAUUUUUGAGGCUACCCCAUAUUAUAGACCCAGCUUCUUCUUUAAACGCCAAGGAAGGAGGAGCGGUCUCGACAUGCCAGGUGCACGUCUCCUCUCGUAUAUGAGCCUCCUUCCUGACCUUUUCCCUCUUUUAAAACAUCGUCUUCCGUAGUCAACAUAGCACGUAUCGCAUCUAGUACCUCCCUGUUACGUGACAAUUGCUUUUUUCCAUAUGCGCCCCCAUAACGCUGAAUUCCGCCCAUGUGUGACGCCGUGCCCUUCCAUCCACCCUAUCCAGCAAGCGGAUUCGCAUGUAUCUGUACCUUCUCUAUCCUCGCCGUGCCUUUCGGUCUUCCUUUCUUAUCAACCUCCACCCCUUCCAGCGCAUCCAGCGUCUCAAAUCCCUCAAUCACCUUCCCGAACACGGUGUUCUUCCCAUCC
Mytilinidion resinicola is the source of this 2854-nucleotide messenger RNA. RefSeq lists its product as uncharacterized. NCBI's taxonomy places the organism in Eukaryota, Fungi, Ascomycota, Dothideomycetes, Mytilinidiales, Mytilinidiaceae. The coding region runs from base 27 to 2408 and encodes 793 amino acids. The transcript is spliced from 4 exons. The record is from RefSeq and is a predicted model, not a curated record.